AUGGCAACAACAGCAACCGUUGCCAGAAAUCUGCUGAAAAACAGCAAAUCGUUACCCCAGAUUCUACGCAGCCAAAUUCUCGGUCGGUCCAAUGCUACCGCAAACCUCAAAAACAUAGCCAAAGAUCACCACCAGAUUGUUCAAUCUUUAUUCGUUUCGAGCCAAAAGAUCCACGCCCAAAUACCCAUCUUUGGUUUCACUGAAGUAGGUUCUCUCGUCGGGUCUCAUGGAGGGCUGAGCCUGGAGGAGAAAACUGGCGGCGACCAUGGGAUGGGUGGUCUCGUUGUCGAGGCUCGUGGGAAUGACGUGGUGGAUGAUGAGGACGGAUUUGAUGAUGAUGAAGAUGACGAGGAAGAUGUCGAUGAGGAGUUCGAUGAUGAAGAUGAUAGUGAUGAUGAUGAUGAUGGUGAUGAUGGCGGCCAGUACAAGAAUAAGUUUUAA
This is a messenger RNA of Hibiscus syriacus, 441 nucleotides long. Its product is annotated as phosphopantothenoylcysteine decarboxylase subunit VHS3-like. The record is from RefSeq and is a predicted model, not a curated record. The transcript has a single exon. Bases 1 to 441 code for a protein of 146 amino acids. Lineage: Eukaryota; Viridiplantae; Streptophyta; Magnoliopsida; Malvales; Malvaceae.